This is a messenger RNA of Schistosoma haematobium, 3275 nucleotides long. RefSeq names its product Regulating synaptic membrane exocytosis protein 2. Gene Ontology annotation, molecular function: small GTPase binding; transmembrane transporter binding. Bases 800 to 2896 code for a protein of 698 amino acids. The transcript has 9 exons. Gene Ontology annotation, biological process: regulation of synaptic plasticity; regulation of membrane potential; calcium ion-regulated exocytosis of neurotransmitter. Gene Ontology annotation, cellular component: cytoskeleton of presynaptic active zone; presynaptic membrane. NCBI's taxonomy places the organism in Eukaryota, Metazoa, Platyhelminthes, Trematoda, Strigeidida, Schistosomatidae. The record is from RefSeq and is a predicted model, not a curated record.
AUACAAUUCAAUUCAUUUUCAUUAUCAUUGAUAUUACUGUCAAGGUCAUCAUAAUUAUUUAUAAUAAUAAUAAUAAUAAUAAUAAUAAUAAUAGUAAAGUUUAAUGAUUUUGUCAAAAGAGAAAUGUUUUAAUUCAUCUCAUGCAUGAAUUAUCCAUUAGAGUAACCAAUGGGAGAAUCAAAACAUGUUUAUAAAUGCGAUGAUUAGCAUUACUAUUCGUCUAAAUGUAUGCUCUUUUCCUUUAUAAUGAUAAUAAUAAUAAUAAUAUACUUAGAUUAUAUUACAGAAUCCCGUAACUACGCCCUAAACUAUCAAUAUAAAUAACAAAUAUCAGAAGUUUGUAAAUUUAAAGGAAUUAAUUAGCAGUUUUUGCCAAAUGGAUAUAGCUCGAUUCUCAUAACACCACCCCAGCCCACCCCACCCCAAAAACACAUAAACUCUACAAAGAUAUCUUUUUUUAUUUAAUAUACAGUCUGUACAUUCAUUACAUAAUCUAAGCAAUAACUAUACAUCAUUACUACUAUUAUCAGUAUUUCAUUCUUUGGAUGUAUAACUUGUUAAAAUAAUGAUGAAUAUAUCAUUAUUAAUUAAUUAUAAGCCAAUUAUUCUAUUAUAUAAUGAAUUUUCAAUGAAAUCUGUGGAGACUACAUGAAUUAAUUCGUAUGAUUAUGCAAUGAAAAUUCCUACUCUUAAUUUUUCACCAUUUACAUGUAAAUAUAUCUAUUCAUAAAUUAUCCCAUCCUUAUAUUAUAUAGAGAUAGAUAGAUAGAUUGAUUGAUUGAUAACAAUAAUAUAUAAAAUGGAUAAUAUACCAGAUCUAUCACAUUUAACUCCAGAAGAAAGAAAAAUUAUUGAAGAUGUAAUGAAUAGACAAAAACAAGAGGAGGCUAAAGAUUCACAACUAGUUAGCAAAGCCAUACCUGUAGGAAAUCAAAGUAUCAGAGAUCCAAUCAUCACUUCACGCUCAACACAUAUAACUAAUCCCAGUGAAAAAUCUCCAAUCAAUAUUGCCACAGUUAAUGGUAAGAAUGUGACUAAACUAUCCUCAUCAAGCAACACAAAUACCUCAUUACCGUUUGGUAAUACAGUAGUCAAUUUAAUGGCUGAAGCUGCACACGCUGUUACUGGAGGCAGUACAGGAACCACUGGUGGUUUUAGUGCUGGUCAUUCAGUGAAUGUAUGUGAGUCAUGCCAUAAAACUAAAUUUGCUGACGUUUCUGGAAAUCCAUGUAUUUAUUGCAAACGUAGGACGUGCACCAGAUGUGGAGGUCACAUGGAAAUCAAACCGAAUAUAGUUCACUGGGUCUGUAAGCAAUGCGCACAAAAUCUCACAUCAGAUAGACAAAUAGUAACGACAUCUGGUGGGAAUUUACCUCAUCAUAUGGAAUCUUCAAUAAAUAGUAGUAUUACUGGACGUUUGGGUGAAAGUAUUAAGGAUUUUAUUUCCAAACCGAAAUCAUCAGAUGUUAAAAGGCAAUUACCCCAAUUGAAUGUAAAAAAUCAAAAUGUACCAUAUAUUUCCGAUGGAUCCAGAGGACAAACAAUACAACAUAGAAAUUCAGGUCGUACUCUAGCAAUGAAUCGAUCAAAUAGUUUAGAUGCAGAUAAAACGGCCUAUAUUAGCCCAGAUCAUUCUGUGUACCAUGUUGAUCAACAGAGACCAUUUGGUGAUAAAUUUAAAAAAUAUGAUCAAAUUCCUGGUGAAUAUGGUCAUAGUGCAAGAUCUAGGCAUACAUCCGGUGCAUAUUAUCCAUCAGAUGAAAUCACUUCAUACAGAGAAGUGAAUAAUCGUUGUCCCCCUAAUGAUCCCCGAUUACAUGGUAAUACCUAUUUGGAUUCUACAUAUCCAGGUGAUUCAUUCCCUUCUGAUCCAUCGGAUUCACCAUGUCAAAGUGGUGGUGGUGAUAGUAGUACAAAAUAUGGUUUGUCUUAUGGAAAAGGUCCAGCGCAUGAAUUUGGCAGACACCAAGAAAUCAGAUAUAGAAGUGAUCAAAAUUUUCCUUCUCAAUCACCAUAUUACAAACAAAACUAUUCAUCUAGUCCUUUUAGUGCACAACGACGAAAUAAACCAAAUUGGGAAACUUAUCGUUAUGGUGCUGUACCACCAAGAUAUCGUGACCAAUUACGCCAUCAUCAGUUACAUCAUCUUUCAUUUAGUAGUUCAGAUGGAGAAGAUUUCAGUGUUGUUGAUGAUGGCUCAGUACUAUAUCAAGAACCAAGACGUCGAUUAUUACCGACAAAUUUUGAAAGAAAAAAUUCACCAUAUUCUCAAGGAACUGUUACAGAUGAUGAUGAUCCAGCUAGUCAAUUUUAUAUUAGUAAACGUUCAACUACACCAUAUUAUGAUAGACAGUUAAAACCAACUGUAUGGGAUCAAGAUAAAGCAUUAUCUUUAUGUGAUGAACCACCAGUAAGAUAUGCGUACAGUGAUGAAGCUCAACCUGUAUAUCAUAGACAACUACCUGAGAAUAGAUCUAUGGGAUAUCAAAAAGAUGUUCAAUAUAACCAUAAAGAUGGAACAGUUGUUACAAAAAGGUUACCACCGAAUAUUUCAUCAUCUCAACCAGUAACUUGGAGUGUUUCAGAGAAUGGUAAACGUUUAAUUGGUCAUAUGAUUUUACAAAAGAAAACUGAUCCACAUUUUGGUGAGCCUGGAUUAGGUCUUAAAUUAGCUGGUGGUCGACUCGACAAAUCUGGACAUUUAUCAGCAUUUGUGACACAAAUUAAACCAGGAAGUCCAGCAGAUAUUAUUGGGCAUUUAAAAUCUGGUGAUGAAAUUUUAGAAUGGAAUGGACAACCAUUACGCGGUCUUAGUGCUGAUGAUGUUUCACAAAUCAUAUAUCAGUCAAGAGAUGAAUUACAAGUGGAAUUAUUAGCUCAAAGAGAAUUGAAGUAAGAGUUUUAUUUAAUAACAAAAUUCAUUUAUUUUGUAAAUAAGUAGGCUAAUGAAUGACAUUGUUAUACAUAUAUAAUGUUGUUUAAUAACUAAGAUGUGUACUUCAUAAUCAUACGAACUUGAGAAAAUUGUUAGUAGCAACCAACUCAGUAACUAACUAACUAACAUAUUACAGUUUCGAGAUAAUGGAGAUUUGUAGCUUAGGUGGAUGAUUUUGAAGUGUUCAAAUUUCUCCACAUGUGGUUCACAGCUUGUCCUGUACACCUCGAUGUUGAUUGGUUCUUGUUGACCUUCUACCUGAAAUUUGUGCUGAUGAUGUCAUUUGGAAGAAAGAUGAAAGCUCCUUGACCAAACCAACCAGCUCAGAGAACAAAACUCC